Molecule: messenger RNA, 2092 nt
Organism: Arabidopsis thaliana (thale cress)
Lineage: Eukaryota; Viridiplantae; Streptophyta; Magnoliopsida; Brassicales; Brassicaceae
Product: Major facilitator superfamily protein
Exons: 2
Coding region: 128-1372 (414 amino acids)
Cellular component (GO): membrane
Source: RefSeq, marked reviewed
GAAAAAGCUCACUCACACAAAGCACCUCCAAUUCUCUCUACCAUACAAAAAACCAAACCCACAAAGUCUCUCUCUCUUGCUCUCUCGGUGAUUCGAUUUUCAGAACCGAAACUCCGGCGAAAAGAUUAUGGCGGGACAGUCACGAAAAUGGAUGAUACUGGUGGCGACGAUAUGGAUUCAAGCUUUCACCGGGACGAAUUUCGAUUUCUCAGCUUACUCGUCAGAUUUGAAAUCGGUUCUAGGGAUUUCACAGGUGCAGCUAAACUACCUCGCCGUGGCUUCGGAUCUCGGAAAAGUAUUCGGAUGGUCGUCGGGACUAGCGCUUAUGUAUUUCCCGCUUUGGACGGUGCUUUUCGCGGCGGCGUUUAUGGGAUUCGUCGGUUAUGGAGUUCAGUGGCUUGUCAUCACUCAUUUCAUCUCUUUGCCUUAUAUCAUGGUGUUUCUCUGUUGCUUACUUGCUGGUUUAAGUAUCUGUUGGUUCAACACUGUCUGCUUUGUGCUCUGCAUUAGUAACUUCCCUGCAAACAGAUCACUUGCUCUUUCCCUCACAGUGAGUUUCAAUGGUGUAAGCGCUGCUUUAUAUACUCUUGCUUACAACGCAAUCAAUCCAACUUCUCCAGAGCUAUAUCUUCUUUUGAACGCUCUUAUACCGCUCAUUGUCUCUUUCACUGCUAUCAUCCCGAUUCUUCGUCAACCGCCUUUUGAGCCUCUUCCACCAGAUGGAGUUCGUCGUGACUCUCUCAUGUUUCUAUUGCUCAACAUACUCGCUGCUUUAAACGGUGUUUAUCUCCUUCUCUUUGGAUCAAACUCCUCUGAUUUAACCUCUGCUCGUCUACUCUUUGGUGGAGCAAUCCUCCUCUUGGUAUUCCCUUUAUGUAUUCCCGGUUUAGUCAUCGCCCGGAAUUGGUAUAACCGCACAAUCCACACUAGUUUCCGUCUAGAAGGUUCUGGUUUCAUUCUUGUUGAUCCUGAUGAGCUUGAGUUGCAUAAAGGGAUGCUUGCACAUGAAGCAAACCGUGAAGGUUACCAAUUGCUGAGUGACGAUGUGGUGCAAAACCCGGUUAAGUCCGUAGCUGUUGAGGAAGAGGAUAGUGAUGAGUCAUGUUGCAAGAAACUUAUCACAAGAGAUCAGCUUGAAGGUUUGGGGAUUGAACAUUCUUUGUCGCUGCUCUUAACCAGAUCAGAUUUUUGGUUAUACUAUAUCACGUACUUCUGCGGUGGAACCAUUGGACUUGUGUACAGCAACAACCUUGGACAGAUUGCUCAAUCUUUAGGACAAAGCUCAAAUACCACAACUCUUGUCACACUUUAUUCUGCUUUCUCAUUCUUUGGAAGAUUGCUUUCUGCAACACCAGAUUAUAUCCGAGCGUAAGUGCAUCUAUCUUUGAUUAGUCUUAUACUCUGGCUGAUUGCGGGAUUUUGAAUGAUUCCAUUUCUGCAGGAAGGUUUAUUUUGCCAGAACCGGGUGGUUAGCAAUCGCGCUAUUACCAACCCCCUUCGCACUUUUCUUGCUUGCAUCAUCAGGAACUGCAUCAGCAUUACAAGCUGGAACAGCGCUGAUGGGUUUAAGCUCCGGGUUUAUCUUUGCAGCAGCGGUUUCCAUCACAUCAGAGCUUUUUGGACCAAACAGUGUUGGAGUUAACCACAAUAUCUUAAUCACAAACAUACCGAUAGGAUCAUUGAUCUAUGGAUUCUUGGCUGCAUUGGUCUAUGACUCACAUGGUUUCACCGGGACCAAAUCAAUGACCUCGGAGUCGGUGGUGUGUAUGGGACGAGAUUGUUAUUACUUGACCUUUGUGUGGUGGGGUUGCUUGUCUCUUCUUGGGCUAGGUUCGAGUCUUGUGUUGUUUAUUAGAACUAGACGAGCUUAUCAACGGUUUGAACAAGCUCGUAUAAGUUCGAACAUCAACGACUCUUAGAAAUUUGCAUCAACCCCAACGGUUUGUGUGUAUAUGUAGGAUCUAAAUUAUAACAGACGGAUUAAUGGUAUUUUAGUGGAUUUUGGCUGAGGUUGAUUUUUUGGUUUGGAUUUUGGUUAUUCAACUAAAACACAAGACUCUGACACAAUCAUAUUUUGAAAAAGCACUUCUUC